Molecule: messenger RNA, 3062 nt
Organism: Mauremys reevesii (Reeves's turtle)
Lineage: Eukaryota; Metazoa; Chordata; Testudines; Geoemydidae
Gene: CORO1C
Product: coronin 1C
Exons: 11
Coding region: 4-2883 (959 amino acids)
Biological process (GO): actin filament organization; neural crest cell migration
Molecular function (GO): actin filament binding
Source: RefSeq, a predicted model, not a curated record
GUGAUGGAAGCCUCUACCUGGCGCCGCUCUGGAUAUUUACUUGAUGACAAAGGUAAGAUGAGAAGGAGAGACUCUCCUCCCUCCAGCAAAACCUCCAAGAUGAAGUGCGAAGAUUAUGUUUUGUUGAGUAAGAAGCAAGUUGGCUAUGAGGGCCUGGGACUCCAAACGGAGAGAGAUGAGCCCAAGGGCACUGAUUAUGAUGUGCAUGUUUCCACCAAGAAGUUACAGAUAAGCAGAGGAGUGUGUGAGAGAGGGACCCAGGGACUGAUGGCAGAGGAGUCAUGCUCUAAAAAGCGAACCGUGACCAAAGCAGGUGGGAAAGGUCUGGAAGGUGAAAUCUCUUCAGAGGUGUUUGAAAUGCAGUUUGAACAGCGGUGUUUGGGAGAUGAGGCUGAAAGCAGGAAGGAAAACACUGUUUAUAGGCUGGAGAAAGCUGAAAUCAGUAUCUCCAGCCAAGAGGGAGAAAUUAACCCAUUUGUCCACAUGGAACCUGAAGGGAGAAAGGAAAUGACAGAGUACAAGUUGCCUCUGAUCCGGAGAAAUGCCAGCCACCAGGAAAGUUAUCAAGGGACAGAGCAGGCUGCAGCUGGAAGUGUAAAUAUGAUCAACACUUUUCAAGGAACACUGAAGAAGCAGAUAAGCCGGUCGGACUCAGAAAGUAGCAUAGAGAGCAGACAAGUUAACAAGCUGACACUGAACUCUCCCUCGGAGGAAAAUAAACCCAGCGUCCAGAGCAGGUCAGAUAGCAGGGAGCAAAAAGCCAUGGUGAUGGAUUGUACAUUGCAAAGCAAAGAGACCAGAACAGUGCAAUCUGCUUCACAUACCCUUUGGGAAAGCAGCAAUCUAGGUGGAAACUUUAGGCAGACAGUUAAUUUUUCCUCUCUGACUGAAAGCUCUGCAGACCAUUGCCCCAAUGGUCAAACUGGUGAAAAGGAUCCAGCAGGAAAGCUUGAUAAAGAUAAGCAGGUAGUGAAGAGACUUGAGAUAAUGGUAUCAGCAAUUUCAAAUUGUGCUCUGGUUGCUGGAGAUUCGAGAGAGAAUGACAGCCAGGUCCUUCACCCUGAGAGUGGAGAAGACCUCAGAAGUGAGGCAGAUUCAGUGGUAUCUGAUUCAAACAGCCAGCAAAACUCCUCAAAAGCCCCUUCAACCAGGUUACAAACUGGUCUGGCUGUGAGUUUCAGUGAGACUGUAACAAUGUCAGAGGUGCUACAGAAACCACAUGAUAGGGCUACUUCUAGCAAAAACCAGCCAGAAGCUACAUUUCCAGAUAGUGCAACUAAAGUCAUUGGAGAAAGGAUCCCAGGAGGGGGCCCAGCUCAGCAGGAGCCAAAGAGGGAGGAAAAUCAAGAGGAUGAAAAAGUGCUUAAAGUUGCAGAUGUGAAGAAAACUUUUGAAAGGCAGAAGUCUGCAGAAGGCAAAGCAUCAGCACCUCCGCACAGUACAGCCAGAAAAGACACAAUGAGGCGAGUGGUACGACAGAGCAAAUUUCGGCAUGUGUUUGGGCAAGCAGUGAAAAAUGACCAGUGUUAUGACGACAUCCGGGUUUCCCGUGUUACCUGGGAUAGUUCCUUUUGUGUAGUAAACCCCAAAUUUGUUGCAAUAAUCAUAGAAGCUAGUGGCGGUGGAGCGUUCCUGGUGCUGCCCUUGCACAAGACGGGUAGAAUUGACAAGUCGUACCCAACAGUAUGUGGUCACACAGGACCGGUGCUUGACAUAGACUGGAGUCCCCAUAAUGAUCAAGUCAUUGCCAGUGGUUCUGAGGACUGCACUGUCAUGGUAUGGCAGAUCCCAGAGAACGGACUCACUCUCUCCUUGACGGAGCCCGUGGUAGUUUUAGAAGGCCAUUCAAAAAGAGUUGGCAUCGUUGCUUGGCAUCCAACUGCACGCAAUGUGCUGCUCAGUGCAGGUUGUGAUAAUAUAGUCAUCAUCUGGAAUGUGGGAACAGGUGAAGCCCUUAUAAACCUGGAUGACAUGCAUCUGGACAUGAUUUACAAUGUGAGCUGGAAUCGCAACGGCAGCCUGAUCUGUACAGCUUCUAAAGACAAAAAAGUCCGAGUGAUUGACCCUAGGAAACAAGAAAUCGUUGCUGAGAAGGAGAGGGCCCAUGAGGGAGCACGGCCCAUGAGAGCCAUCUUCCUCUCCGAUGGCAACGUCUUUACCACCGGCUUCAGCCGCAUGAGUGAACGGCAGCUCGCCCUGUGGAACCCUAAAAAUAUGGACGAGCCAAUAGCCCUGCACGAAAUGGACACCAGCAAUGGGGUGCUGCUUCCAUUCUAUGACCCGGACACCAAUAUCAUUUACUUGUGUGGCAAGGGUGACAGCAGCAUUCGCUACUUUGAGAUCACAGAUGAAUCCCCAUAUGUCCACUACCUCAACACCUUCAGCAGCAAAGAACCGCAGAGGGGGAUGGGGUUCAUGCCAAAGAGGGGCCUGGAUGUGAACAAGUGUGAAAUCGCCAGAUUCUUCAAACUUCACGAGCGGAAGUGCGAGCCCAUUAUCAUGACUGUCCCCCGAAAGUCUGACCUUUUCCAAGAUGACCUGUAUCCCGAUACGGCUGGUCCUGAAGCAGCUCUGGAAGCUGAAGAGUGGUUUGAGGGGAAGAACGCUGAUCCCAUUCUCAUUUCUUUGAAACAUGGGUACAUUCCAGGCAAAAACAGGGACCUCAAGGUGGUCAAAAAGAACAUAUUGGACAACAAGCCUGCAGCAAACAAGAAAAGCGAUCUCAUUAACACCCCAAAGAAAGCAGCAGACACAUCAAAUAUUCAAAACGAAGCCAAAUUGGAUGAGAUUUUGAAAGAGCUUAAAUCUAUAAAAGACACAAUCUCCAAUCAAGAUGAGCGCAUUUCCAAGUUAGAACAGCAGAUGGCGAAGAUGACGGUUUGAGAGCAAAGGGAGCAGAACUUUAAGCUGGAGCAGGGCUGGGGAGGCACUGCCAUUCAGGAAGACAUUCCAUUUCAGAAGUUGUCAAGCAGCAGCGUGCAGCAUUCCAAUAAGAACUUUAUUAUUCUCCUAAAUUAACUUCAGCGAAAGCCGAUGAUUAAAAGCCAAGCUUUUUAGUGAAA